CCAGGAUUGUGGUUCUUCUUUACUGUUUAUGGGAAGAGCAUGCAUUGUGGGUUACUGGAAGAACCUGACAUGGAUUCUACAGAAAGCUGGAUUGAAAGAUGCCUCAGUGAAAGUGAAAACAAACGUUAUUCAAGCCACACAUCCCUGGGUAAUGUUUCUAAUGAUGAAACAGAUGAAGAAAAAGAAAAUAGGGCAUCAAAACCACAUUCUACUCCUGCUACUCUUCAAUGGUUAGAGGAAAACUAUGAGAUAGCUGAAGGAGUAUGUAUACCCAGGAGCGCUCUAUACAUGCAUUACCUGGAUUUUUGUGAGAAGAAUGACACACAACCCGUGAAUGCAGCCAGUUUUGGGAAGAUAAUUAGACAGCAAUUCCCACAACUAACCACAAGGAGACUGGGAACAAGAGGACAAUCAAAGUACCAUUAUUAUGGUAUUGCAGUCAAAGAAAGCUCUCAGUAUUAUGAUGUGAUGUAUUCAAAGAAAGGAGCCGCAUGGGUCACUGAAACAGGAAAAAAAGAAGUCACCAAGCAGACAGUGGCGUAUUCACCACGAUCCAAGCUUGGCACUUUAUUGCCAGAAUUUCCAAAUGUCAAAGAUCUAAAUCUGCCAGCAAGUCUCCCAGAAGAAAAGAUUUCUACUUUCAUUAUGAUGUAUCGAACGCACUGUCAAAGGAUUCUAGAUACUGUUAUACGAGCCAACUUUGACGAGGUUCAAAGUUUUCUUCUGCACUUUUGGCAAGGAAUGCCGCCACACAUGCUGCCCGUGUUAGGUUCUUCAACUGUAGUAAAUAUUGUUGGUGUUUGUGACUCUAUACUCUAUAAAGCAAUCUCUGGUGUGCUGAUGCCAACAGUGUUACAAGCUCUACCUGACAGCUUGACACAAGUGAUCAGGAAGUUUGCAAAACAAUUGGAUGAAUGGCUAAAAGUUGCUCUGCAUGACCUUCCAGAAAACUUACGCAACAUCAAAUUUGAGUUGUCAAAAAGGUUUUCACAAAUCCUUAGAAGACAGACAUCAUUAAAUCACCUUUGUCAGGCUUCCAGGACAGUUAUACACAGCUCUGAUAUCACGUUUCAAAUGUUGGAAGACUGGAGGAACGUUGACUUGAAUAGCAUCACUAAACAAAGUCUUUAUACCAUAGAGGACUCCAGAGAAGAACACCGGAAACUCAUAAUCCAGUUAUAUCAGGAAUUUGACCACUUAUUAGAAGAUCAAUCUCCAAUUGAAUCAUACAUUGACUGGCUUGACACCAUGGUGGACAGGUGUGUUGUGAAAGUUGCAUCCAAGAAACAAGGUUCAUUGAAGACAGUAGCACAACAGUUUCUUUUGAUCUGGUCUUGCUUUGGUACGAGAGUCAUUCGGGAUAUGACAUUACAUAGUGCACCGAGCUUUGGUUCUUUUCACCUUAUUCACUUAAUGUUUGAUGACUAUGUACUUUAUUUGCUGGAGUCGCUCCACUGUCAAGAGAGAGCCAAUGAGCUCAUGAGGGCAAUGAAGGGAGACGCAAACAGCGCUGAAGUAAGGGAAGACAUUGUACUAUCAGAACCUGCAAUUUCCACACCAUCUCCAGAUUCAUUCUCACCGGCUACAUCUGCCUCGGUUGAGAUUUCAGCAACCUCACCUGUCGGGAGCCAGUCCCCUGAGAGUGUUAGUGUAGCGGUCACAACAGGCGCAAUGCAGUCAUACACAUGGUCUCUAACUUACACUGUCACUACAGCUGCUAAUGGAACGGCAGAGAAUGGUCAGCAAGUACCCUGUAUGAGGAGCACACACAUGCCAACUUCUGUCACACACAGAAUACCUGUUUAUCCACAUCGAGAAGAUCAUGGGUUUACAGGUAGUUACAACUAUGGAAGCUAUAGCAACCAAGGGCAUCACCCAAUCACAUCGCAGUAUACAACUUUACCACAUGAAUCUAGUUUAUCUGGACCUCUUCACUACACAGCCUACCACAGAAGUUCCUCUCAGUAUCCAUUUACUGGCCAGGCACGUAUGGAACCCUGUCUGAUGAGUGGCACCACAAGGCUCCACCCAACUCAAGUAGCACCAAGAUGGCCUGAAGUGGCUUCAACCAACACAUGUUAUACAAGCCCAUCCAUGCAUUCUGCGAGAUAUGGAAAUUCAAGUGACAUGUACACAUCAUUGGCCACCCGCAGAAAUUCUGACUAUGAACAUAUGCAGCAUUUUCCUGGUUUUGCCUACAUAAAUGGAGAGGCAACCACUGGAUGGGCAAAAUGAAAUCUUUAUCAAUGGACCUGAUCAGAAUGAAUUUAUGAACUAUAAAAAGAAUUAUAAAUAUGGCAUAGAUGUAAAACUGAACUUGUACAGUGAAUCAGUUUUACAACAAUUUUGUAGCUAAAGAGAAUUUAUUGCUACUGUAGAGCACUAUAUGGGCCAGGCUGUGCCUUUUAAAUGUUAAUAAUUUUUGUUAUAUGCUGCCAUUUCCUGUGAGGCGUCAGCUUCCAUUCUAACACUCAUUAAAGGGACAUAAAAGGGCAAUAUUAACAUGAUCAAAUGUGUUAGCAUGUUUUAUUAUUGCAUAGUUGCUUGCAGAGAACAAUGUGGUUCACCCCACAAGGGGUUAAAUGCAUAUUUAAACUCAGCUCCAGAGCACCAAUGCACUACCUGUUUUGAGCUGAACAAUUAAAGGCACAUAAAGCCCCACAUGUUUUCUUUCAUGAUUUAGAGAGAACAUACAUUUUUAAACAACCUUCCAAUUUACUUCUAUUUUCAAUUUUGCUUCAUUCUCUUGGUAUCUAUUGUUGAAGAAGGAGCAAUGCACUACUGGGAGCUAGCUGAAUGAAUCGGUAAGCCAAUGACAAGAGGCGUAUAUGUGCAGCCACCAAUUAGCAGCUAGCUCUCACCUAUUGAGCCUACCUAGGUAUAUUUUUGAACAAAGGAUACUCAGAGAACUAAUCAAAUUUGAUAACAGAAGUAAAUUAGAAAAUUGUUUAAAUUGUAUGCUCUAUCAGAAUAAUGAAGGAACAAUUUUGGGUUUCGUGUCCCUUUAAGGGCAGCAUAUGUAUAUCCACCACAUACUUCUGUGCAACCAGUUGUAAUAUAAUAAAAUGCUCUAAUGCAUUAGACCAUUUUAUUAUCACUCUUUAUAUGUCCAUUUAAAUAGAUUCACUGGAGAAUUAUUGGAGUAAAUGUUUUGUAUUUAUUUACGUAUAGUUUGAAAUGAUAUGCAGAGUCCUAACCAUUAAUGAAUUUCACAGAAGACUGUGUUUUGUCGGCAACACAAAUUGUAAAUCAAAAGGGGAAUCACAGAUACACUAUUUUGUUUACACUUAUCUUUACUUAGAUGUAUGCACCUUUCAUUGAAGCAAAUUUUUGAAAACGUCAGGUCGCACUAGACUGGACCAUGUUUAUUCUGUACUUACAUGUAAUGUGACUAUUGAAGUUACCCAAGGCUUUGAAUUGUAUCCCACUACUAUAAAUGAAGAUUAUUAUUAUAUUUCCUAAAGGAUCGCUAAACUCAAUUUCAUGUAUGCAUAUGAAAAAAACAGCAAUGGCGUACAAUAUCUUUAUGGAGAAAAAAAAGUUCAGGAAAAGCUGUGUAAAUGACGGAAUUGGUUCUAUUGGUGAAUAGAGACACUGCAAAGAAAAAAAACAAAAAUAUCCACUUUAAAGAAAAAAAAAAACAACUGUAAAGGGACAUAUUAAAGCAAAACUUACAUUAAAGUAUGUUAUUUUUGCAGUAAUGCUCGACCCCACAAGGAGGUUAAACACAUACAUAAAGGGACAGUCAACACCAGAAUUGUUGUUGUUUAAAAAGAAAGAUAAUCCCUUUAUUACCCAUUUCCCAAUUUUGCAUAACCAACACAGUUAUAAUAAUACACGUUUUACCUCUGUGAUUAUCUUGUA
Molecule: messenger RNA, 3864 nt
Organism: Bombina bombina (fire-bellied toad)
Lineage: Eukaryota; Metazoa; Chordata; Amphibia; Anura; Bombinatoridae
Gene: RFX4
Product: regulatory factor X4
Exons: 18
Coding region: 40-2235 (731 amino acids)
Biological process (GO): regulation of transcription by RNA polymerase II
Molecular function (GO): DNA-binding transcription factor activity, RNA polymerase II-specific; RNA polymerase II cis-regulatory region sequence-specific DNA binding
Source: RefSeq, a predicted model, not a curated record